AGAGAGAGAAAAAUUUGUUUCUCGCACUUGUUUUUGGUGUGUGAUGCAGGAUACCCAGCAGAGACUGCUCUGUGCUAGCAAUUAGAGAGAGCGGAUGAGAUCGUCUGUAAGUAAUUUCCUCCGCAAUAUGAUGUGCUCUAUGCGGAGGGACCUGGCUAGCCAAGCAUGGUCCAUGGUUCAUGCUUGACUGCGGUUUGACGCUGCCACAGCUGGCUUCUUCAGUCCGUCCAAGACACGGCAUGUAGUGUAUGUGCAUGCAGUAUCUGCUGGAGAUCGAUGCCAUGACAGCUUCACGUGGUGUCGAAAAAUACGGUGUACAUAGUAUAUGCACGGAAGCCUUACAGAAGCCUCACCGCAUCGCCCGUCUUGCUUGGCGCCGACCAAUCCCGCGCUCGCUCGCUCAGCCUCUCGUAUCUUCGUCUCCUCCCAUGCCAGCAGACAGCCGUGUCUAUCCCUGUCCCCGGCCCUCACCGCCGCUGCUAAUCCGCUCCGAGCUGGCCGUCGUGUCUCUUCCUCGCUAGCCGCUCCAUUCUUCAUCAAUCUGCUUCAUCCCACCGUUCGUCCCAUCUUGGGCCGUCCCUGACGCCAUCUCGCCUUAGCAACCGCUCUAAACCCACCUUGUUCUCUGUCUUUGUUGGCAAAGAAGAAAGAAAAAAGAAAAAAAAGAUUUCCCACCCAAUCGCCUCUCGUUUUUCCCGAUCACCGCCUUUUUGGCGAUGGCGGAACAUCCCCAGGGGGUUCCCGGGCUCCAUUUUCCCUUCUCUCGCUUGUUAGUGCUAGCAUCCCGACCCUGGUCUCGCUUCGGCCACCAUAUCAAAGACUGAGAGAAAACGCAUGAUGCUCAUUCGACCAUUUACCGUUCCAUGGACGGUUUUCUCGUACGACGGUACCGUUUAUACCUGUGCCCAUCAAUGCCAUUAGGAUAAUGACGACCCAUCUUAUCUCCUGUCAAUCGAUCCUCUCUGCAGAUACUCGGAGAUGAUAUCGUACCUUUUAAUAGUAACAGCG
Molecule: messenger RNA, 1008 nt
Organism: Trichoderma asperellum CBS 433.97
Lineage: Eukaryota; Fungi; Ascomycota; Sordariomycetes; Hypocreales; Hypocreaceae
Source: RefSeq, a predicted model, not a curated record